UUUUCCUGUUAACCUCAGAAAAUGUUGAAAAGUAAAUACAUUUAUUAAAGUUUUUAAGAAGGGAGGACCAUAAGUAGAUAUUAAUUAUUAGUAUAUUUUUUCAUUCCAGGUUUAAGAGUCAAUAUAUUUUGUGAAUACCUUUCUGUUUUAGUUAUUAGCAUUAAUAGGAAGGAGACAGAUAUUCCAUUUGGUAGCAGGGAAGAGCCACAUAGGAAAACCCAAGAAACAGUUUGAGAAUUGUCUGCAUAACAGUUGGAGAAACCCUGUGCCCUCGUACAGAAUUUUUACCAUGGUAAUUUUUACUGGAUUGAAUCACUUGUAAGGGUAUCCCUUAGCAGAAGCCCUUUUGCUAACAUAUAGUUUGAUUAUAAUACAUUUCUGGUUCUGAUCACUGAAAGAUCUGAGAAGAUGCAGGGAAUAGGAAUUAAACAGGGUGUGAGAGUGUGAAUUUAGAUUACAUCCUAAAUUUAGAAAUUAGAUAGGUUACAGAGGAUAAUUUGUUCUGAGGGUUCCAGAUCUCUUAGUUGCAUUAAAUGGGAGCAGAGUUCAUCUCUUCAAACAGACCAGGAGUGAAAGUACACCCUCAAAAUAACCUGUAGAUUGACUUUAAUAGACUUCUUUGGCAUCAUGUGUUGUCCAUGACUAAGGAUUGAUUGCAUUUGGCAAGUUAAAGCUUUCAGAUAAUUUUAGCUAUUUUUGGUGUUAAUCUUACUAAACUAUAUGAUACCCUUCCUUGGUUAAUAGAGGAUAUUAAUUGUAAUAGUCUUCACUAGUUAUAUUUAUGUUAUAGUUUAUACAAUAUGAAAUUGAAAGGAUACUCAUCUUUGGGGAUACCCAGAAGAUACAAUUCAGGAAGUAAUUUACCUACUUCUAACAUAUUUAGUUAUAUCUAACUUUAUCAUCUGUAGGACAACAUAACAUGACUGCCUUUCUGCAAAAUCAAUAAAUCAGAGAUUGAAGUAGUGUUUUUUCCCAGUGGAUUUUCUUCUUUAUAAAAUCAUCUUUAACCUGUGUUUCUUGACUUGUCAUGAACAUUGAAUACAUUUUCUCUUAAUUUUCCUUCAUUAAUGUAAUGAACCAUAUUUAUUUCUUGGUUAGCUAUAAGUCAUUCUUUUAUUCCACUUGGAUCAUUCAUUUUAAGUGAAGGAGGCGUAGCCUUUAAUGUACAAGCACACAUUUUUUACAUAAUGGGUACAUGUUAUCCUAGAUCUUGUAAAUUAUUUAACAUAAAACCUUUGGCAGUGGAGCCCAGUGGCGCAUGCCUGUAAUCCUAGCAGCUCAGGGCUAAGGCAGAAGGAUCAGGAGUUCAAAGCCAGCCCCAGCAAAAGUGAGGCACUAAGCAACUCAGAGAGACCCUGUCUCUAAAUAAAAUAGGGCUGGGGAUGUGGCUCUGGACGAGUGGCUCUGAGUUCAACCCCUGUAUCCCCCCAGAAAACAAACCUUUAGCAAACCUAAGGCUAAAUAGUAGUGUCUCUGAAUUUCUAUAACUUUGACUUCAUGGUUCCAGGCAUAUCCAUAACAUUAAAGCUCUUUUAGCACCCGUAUAGUGAGUCAGUUAAAUUUUUCCCCUCACUUUGAAUUUUGAACUCUAAUAUUUUUAUCUAUAGAGCAGCCCAGAAAACAGUAGAAAUAUUACCUCAUAGAACCCUGUGUUAUCCUUGGAUUUUGUACAGUUGUUUAGUUCUCCAGUAAGCCUAUAUUUUGAGUCAUUAUUUCAGGUAAAAAAAUAAAUUGAAACAAAAUACUUAUCUUUGUAUAAGCUAUAAGCAGGAAGUAAAUGCUUUGAUUUAGUUUAGAUGUGAUGUCGUGAAGAAAAAGAGCAGUGAGCUGCAGGUUCAAGACAGGGAAUUCAAAGGCAAGUAGGUGACAUGGGUCAAGGUCAGGUUUAAUGAGUCAGUCUUUAGUCAGUGAAGCUUCAAGUUGCAAAAGGUUCAGUCAAGCAGAGGGACUAAGAAGAUAGGUAUCUUGAAAGUGAGGAACAGUAAGUCUGAGCAAGACUAGAUAGUGAGCCAGAUGCUUCUCAAGAAUGGGAUUCCAGAAAGGUGCUUGGAAUGGACUGAAUCCUUAAAGCCGAAUGCUAUAUUAAUAUUUCUUGAAGAAAUAUAAAUAGUUCUAUCCAACUUAAAUCAGUUUACUAAGAAAUUGUAGACUGAGAAGAUGAAGGAAGUUCAAACAUCUUGUUGGUAAUGGAAUUAGGGAAUAAAAAAGAAUAAACUUAUAGAAAUCUUAUAGCUUCAGCACCUGCAGAAAAUUCAUUGUCUUUUGGUUUAAAUUCUCAUGUACUAAAAGCUGUUAGGGCAGAAAUUAGAAGGCAUGGCCAAAUAGAUGAAUUUUAAAAGAUUGAGGAUAUAGAGAAAAGUAGUUUAUAAGAACUCUGAAAUGGUCUACAGAUUAAUGUUUUAACUGAAUAUGACUUUGAAAGGUCAAAGACAUCAGAAAGGAAUAUGUAGUUUAGUCAUCUGCAUAAAUGUUAUAGUAUGCUAUUUAACAUUGGUCAGAGAAAGGAAUUUUAAAAACUUUUCUAAAAAACACUCACUCAAUAUUGAUCCAUAUGUUCUAAUUUAGUUGUGAACCAUGUACAACUGAUGUUUGACCUAUUUGAUUCAACGUGAAAAGAAUUAACCAGCUGCCCUUGCUGAAUCUUUUGUCAUGCCUUCUGAAUAUGCUAUUUCUUCGUAGCCAAAGAUAGCUUUCAUUACUUCUAAUUUUGUGUAUAGAAAAUUCUGGAUGAUAGAAGGCACCCGAUAUCCAGAGUGCGAGUGUUACUGUAUCAGAAUUGCAGCUCUGUAACCUUCACAGUUGUUGAUCACAUAGCAUGGUCAUCCACUCACAGCUUAAAAAAAUACAGGGAGCAUCGGACAGAAUGGGUUCAAUGUAUCUAUGCCUGCCUACUUCAAUCUGCAAGGGAGUGUCAGAAAGGCCCCGCAAUCGCCGAGCCGAGAUACUACUCGUCAACGAAUCAAAUUCAGUGAUGACAGAGUAUGCAAGAGUCAUCUUCUCAACUGUUGCCCCCAUGAUGUCCUUUCUGGAACUAGAAUGGAUCUUGGAGAAUGUCUGAAAGUCCAUGACCUGGCUUUAAGAGCAGAUUAUGAAAUUGCAUCCAAAGAACAGGACUUUUUCUUUGAACUUGAUGCCAUGGAUCACCUGCAGUCAUUCAUUGCAGAUUGCGAUAGAAGAACAGAAGUGGCUAAAAAAAGAUUAGCAGAAACUCAAGAAGAGAUUAGUGCUGAAGUGGCAGCAAAGGCAGAACGUGUUCAUGAAUUAAAUGAAGAAAUUGGUAAAUUAUUAGCCAAGGUGGAACAACUAGGAGCUGAAGGGAAUGUGGAAGAAUCCCAGAAAGUAAUGGAUGAAGUAGAGAAAGCACGGGCAAAGAAAAGAGAAGCAGAGGAAGUUUAUCGGAAUUCUAUGCCAGCUUCCAGUUUCCAACAGCAGAAACUUCGGGUCUGUGAAGUCUGCUCUGCCUACUUAGGUCUUCAUGAUAAUGACAGACGACUGGCCGAUCAUUUUGGGGGUAAACUGCACCUGGGAUUUAUUGAAAUAAGAGAGAAGCUUGAAGAAUUAAAGAGAGUUGUAGCUGAGAAGCAGGAGAAAAGAAACCAGGAGCGCCUGAAACGAAGAGAAGAAAGGGAGAGGGAAGAAAGGGAGAAGCUGAGAAGGUCCCGAUCACAUAGCAAGAAUCCUAAAAGAUCCAGGUCCAGAGAGCAUCGCAGACACCGGUCUCGCUCUAUGUCUCGAGAACGCAAGAGGAGGACUCGAUCCAAGUCUCGGGAGAAACGCCAUCGCCACAGAUCCCGCUCCAGCAGCCGCAGCCGAAGCCGUAGUCACCAGAGAAGUCGUCACAGUUCUAGAGAUAGGAGCAGAGAGCGAUCCAAGAGGAGAUCCUCAAAAGAAAGAUUCAGAGACCAAGACUUAGCAUCACGUGACAGAGACAGGAGUUCAAGAGACAGAUCACCUCGUGACCGAGAUCGAAAAGAUAAGAAGCGGUCCUAUGAGAGUGCUAAUGGCAGAUCAGAAGACAGGAGGAGCUCUGAAGAGCGCGAAGCAGGGGAGAUCUAAUUAGCUGUGUAUAUAUCUUCAAUCCUUAAGCUUCCUACGGAGUUACACACUAUUGUUUAGUUUACAGCUGUUCAGGGUGACAGUGAGCAGUUCCAGACACUGAUCCAGCCAGGCUAGAUGUACAGUAUCUAACUUGAUCUGAACUGAACCUGUUUUCCUUGAGAAAGCCUAAAACUACAUCCAUAGUUUCUGGUGAACCUGUAAUACAGUUCUGAGAGUGCAGUUUUUUAUAAUACGACAUUGAUCUCUUUAUUCUUUCAAGUAGGAGUGAUAGUGAAUGAAUUGUGUUACUUGCCUUGGGAUUUUUUGAACAUUUGUAAGACGCUGUCUUCCUUUCUACUCCAAGCAGCAGCUUUGGGAAUUUUUCUUUUUAAUUCUUCUGUCUCUGACUUUUGUAUCCCUUAAUACCUGUACCCUCCAACUGUAAGAGAAAGGGUCAGGGAAGCAAUAUAACUUCUGUUCUAAGGUUCUACUCCCAUUAAUUACUAGCUAAUUACAGUUCAGAGCAUUUAUACUGGAAUGUGUGCUGGAGAAAUUAAAAUACUGGGGUUUGUUGGAUGGUGCCUAUUUAGAGUUGGAAGUUGAACAGCUGUUGCAUUACAUACUUUUGCUUUUUUAUUGAAGUUUUGAAAUCAGACUUGUCUUGAUUUUUCUGUUCCAUCAAAUUGCUAUGUUCAGGAUGUUCUGAGGGGGGUGGGGGCAGGGACUCUUUCGUAAUAAGCACUUGUUUUAUUUUGUGUGUGUGUGGAGUAUAAAGGCUACACCCUUAUUGUAAAAAAUAUUAAUAAUAAAAUGAAAGAAACAAUCA
Messenger RNA from Marmota monax (woodchuck), 4864 nucleotides. It is a transcript of the gene Luc7l2, whose product is annotated as LUC7 like 2, pre-mRNA splicing factor. NCBI's taxonomy places the organism in Eukaryota, Metazoa, Chordata, Mammalia, Rodentia, Sciuridae. The record is from RefSeq and is a predicted model, not a curated record. Gene Ontology annotation, biological process: mRNA splice site recognition. The coding region runs from base 2881 to 4056 and encodes 391 amino acids. Gene Ontology annotation, molecular function: mRNA binding. Gene Ontology annotation, cellular component: U1 snRNP; U2-type prespliceosome. The transcript is spliced from 13 exons.